AUGGCUUUUCUUGUGCAUGGAAGUUAUUAUCACAAGGGAUGCAGUGAACCAACUUCAGGCCUGGAUUCCAGUACAGCUUAUACACUACUCAGCAUACUUAAAAACUAUGCUGUAACAACAAGGAAAACUGUCAUCAUAUCUGUCCAUCAGCCUUCCAGUUCUAUGUUCUACAUGUUUGAUAAGUUAUUGUUAAUGCACCAAGGAGAGACUGUAUAUUUUGGUAAAGCAAAUAAUGUUGUAGAUUAUUUUGACAGUAUUGGGUUUCAAUGUGAGCAGCAUUACAACCCUGCAGAUUUUAUUUUGGAUAAAGUCAGAGGAAACGAAAGUGAAGUUGAAACCAUAAUGGCUGCCAGCAGAAAUGCAUUAUGGGAAUCAUACAGUAAUGGUGAAACUAUGGUGACCAACUCUUAUAUUGAUGAGAGUAAUAAUGGACAUAUUAAAUAUUGCAGCAAUGAAAACUCUGUAAAUAUGAAACACACGAACGACCUAGAUGAUGACUUUGAUGAUGAUUCAGAACCAAAAUGGUCAACAACAUAUUUUGAACAGUACAGAACUCUAACCUCAAGAAGUUUUAAAGAAUCUAAGAUUCCUGGAGAACGAGUGGUUAUUAACAAAGAACGCUUAUCUGGAUUGUAUCGAUUGUCAGCUUACUUCCUGGCAAAACAGACAAGUGAACUUCCAAUAGGAACACUAAUUCCUGCUAUGUCUUAUGUCAUUAUCUACUGGGCAGGUGGUCUGAACAGGACUUGGCCACCAGCAUUUGUUUUUUCACUGGCACUUGUAUUACUGGGCUCACUAGUUGGCCAGGUUAGUACCCCUGUUUACAUUAACCCACAGUAUCCCAACUUUUAG
Molecule: messenger RNA, 852 nt
Organism: Saccoglossus kowalevskii
Lineage: Eukaryota; Metazoa; Hemichordata; Enteropneusta; Harrimaniidae
Biological process (GO): transmembrane transport
Cellular component (GO): plasma membrane
Molecular function (GO): ABC-type transporter activity; ATP binding; ATP hydrolysis activity
Source: RefSeq, a predicted model, not a curated record